AUGUCCGAGAGAGGUGAGGAAGCUGAGCACCCCACCAACGCCACUGGAAGUCCAUCAACAGCGACGGGAGAAGAGCAACAAGUGCAAGAUGAGGCUGCAAGUAUAAUUGAAGAACCUCGAUUUAGAUGGGUUCGACCCAAUAUGAGGGAAUACCAAGCGCGCAUAAAUCUUUAUGUGCGUGUGGAGGUCAUGAAUAGGGUUCGACAGAAACUGCACGGUAUUGGCAGUAGUGAAUUAAAGCAACGGUUCUUAGACGGAGUUUUUGGACAUCUGGUCCAAUUGCGGCGCUCCGGUAGCGCCAAUAAUGCGCUGUCCGAGCUCAUUGCUCGGGAACUUCAUGAUGCUAGCUUCUCAGAGUUCGAGAAGCGGUUCUUUGUGGGUGGGCAUGAGGUUAGCUUCACCGCCCAAGAUUACGCCUUGGUGACGGGGCUUAGGUUUGGCCCGUCGGACUUUGACACCACAGCGGACCAUGUCAUCCCCCAGAGCAGCUUGUACAUGCGUCAUUUUGAUGGUAAGAGAGUGAGUAUUAACACGUUAGAACAAAAGUUCAAUGAUGGAUUGUUCAGGGACCCGGAAGAUUUGUUAAAGGUUGCCCACAUACUCAUCUUAUAUCAUAUUUUGAUAUGUCGUGGGGAGAGCAUAUGGAUUGAUGAGUGGGUAUGGGCGUUAGUAGAGGACUCCGAGGCAUGGGCUCGUUUUCCUUGGGGAUCGUACAACUUUUCUAUCCUAUGCCAUCAAAUGAGUGUCUUGGUAAAGCAUCCAAACCAAAUCAAGAACAAUAGAAAGACUUACCAUAUCUUUGGCCCUGUGUGGGCUUUUCAGAUAUGGUCGUACGAGGUGAUACCCAAAUUGGGAGGCUUGUGUGGGAAUCGUGAUAGCGAGAUGAGCAUUCCUCGUUGUUUGCACUGGGACACGCGUGCUGUUCCUUCCAUUGACUUUUCAGAGUUAUUCGAUCGUCAGCUUAUAAUUCGGCCUAUGGUACCUACUCCUCGGGAAGAAGGCCAUGAGUUCUUUAUCAGCCUAGGUACAGAUCAGCAGAUGGCAGUCACUUUUCGGCCCUCGAAGAGGCAUGCCGCAAAAAAACUGCUAGUGGACGAAGACGUUGAGGUAAUUGAGGAGGAGUCUGAUGAGCCACCGAAGAGGAAGAGAAGACGAGAGCCAUGUCAUAAGACCGCACCCAAGUCGAGAACUGCUGUAGAGAAGCGACAUCAUCCCGAGCCGAGUGCAGCAGCCGAGAAGCGGCAGAGGAGACAUUCUCCAGAGCCACCACAGCCAUCUACUACUUGUUGCUUGCAUGGCAAUCCAUGCAAGCAUGCAGAUGACGAGGAGGCUCACUUGGAGCGCUUGGCUCGAAGAGUAGCUCCUCGCAUACCAUUGGAUGACUUGGAGAGUGGUUGGAUAGCCCGUCUCGCGCAUAAAUUUCAGCUACGUGACGGCCAAAUCGCGCCAAGUUCUUCUGUAUAUGAUAAAAGCACAAUCCGUGAGCAACAUUCGGGUAUAUGGACUCAAUGGCACUCCGGAUGCUCGUGUGUUGAUCAGACACGAUCAGUAAGUCAUCCGGUGGAUCUCCUAGGCUCGCACGCAGCAUCGAGAAAAAAUAUGUCCAUGAUUCGUCAUUCUUGA
Salvia miltiorrhiza (redroot sage) is the source of this 1623-nucleotide messenger RNA. RefSeq lists its product as uncharacterized. Bases 1 to 1623 code for a protein of 540 amino acids. The record is from RefSeq and is a predicted model, not a curated record. The transcript is spliced from 3 exons. NCBI's taxonomy places the organism in Eukaryota, Viridiplantae, Streptophyta, Magnoliopsida, Lamiales, Lamiaceae.